Erinaceus europaeus (western European hedgehog) is the source of this 3738-nucleotide messenger RNA. It is a transcript of the gene KCNAB1, whose product is annotated as potassium voltage-gated channel subfamily A regulatory beta subunit 1. The record is from RefSeq and is a predicted model, not a curated record. NCBI's taxonomy places the organism in Eukaryota, Metazoa, Chordata, Mammalia, Eulipotyphla, Erinaceidae. Bases 778 to 1983 code for a protein of 401 amino acids. The transcript has 14 exons. Gene Ontology annotation, biological process: potassium ion transport; negative regulation of delayed rectifier potassium channel activity; transmembrane transport. Gene Ontology annotation, cellular component: cytoplasm; extrinsic component of cytoplasmic side of plasma membrane; membrane. Gene Ontology annotation, molecular function: voltage-gated potassium channel activity; potassium channel regulator activity; transmembrane transporter binding.
UGGGCGGGUUCCCUUCCAUCCUGCAAGAUUCCUUCCCUGCCGCUCACAAAGCCAGGAGUCCCUUAAAGCCUGCCCCUCCCAGCAGACGCAGAGGCGCGCGGGUGCGGGUUCGGCUACAGGCUGGGCUUCCUUCUGGGGGCAGCUGGAGCAUGAGUGGGGAGGGGUCCUGAGAGCCCCAGGUCCUGCCGGAGCCGGGCCGAGAGGGAGCGGGGCCUGAGUGCACAGGGACGCGGCCCCAGGCCCGGCACGUGGAAAGCUGCGCGGGGGAUGCGGGGCGCGCGCGGCGAGCACUCCGCCUGCACUCCGGAGCGAGCCGGGGCGCGCCCUGCGGUCUGCGAGCGCCCGUAGCAGCCCGCGCCCCCAGCGCGCCCGCAUCCACGCCUAGCGCACCAGCUCCCUGCGGAGCUGUGCGCUGCCCGCACGGAUGCGCAGCCCUAGCCUUCCGCUCCAGCCUCCCGACUGCAGGGAUCUGGCUUCUUGAUCCAGCGGGGUUGCCGCCCGGGAACCUCUGCCAGGCGCCGCGCGCUCCAGCUGCUGGGACAACUUCAAGACUGGCCGUGGACUUCUCGGGGUGCCCGGGACGCAGUCCGCCUUGCACCGCAGCCACGCCUGUCACUUGCUUGACUUGAGCUCUGACUGCACCCCCAGGAAGGGGGGGGAAGGGCAGGAGAGGUUAAAAGCCGAGCAGACAGCCCCCCCCACACACCUCAACUGCUACCCUGUGUGACCGCCUGUGUCUUGGGGUUCUGAGAGGGACCGUGCGCGCCGGGGGAAGCAAUGCAAGUCUCCAUAGCCUGCACAGAGCACAAUCUGAAGAGUAGGAAUGGCGAGGACCGACUUCUGAGCAAGCAGAGCUCCACCGCCCCCAAUGUGGUGAACGCAGCCCGGGCCAAAUUCCGUACGGUAGCGAUCAUCGCCCGCAGCCUGGGCACCUUCACCCCCCAGCACCACAUUUCUCUCAAGGAGUCUACUGCGAAGCAGACUGGCAUGAAAUAUAGGAAUCUUGGAAAAUCAGGACUCAGAGUUUCUUGCUUGGGUCUUGGAACAUGGGUGACAUUUGGAGGUCAAAUUUCAGAUGAGGUAGCUGAGCGGCUGAUGACCAUUGCCUACGAAAGUGGAGUCAACCUCUUUGACACCGCUGAGGUCUACGCUGCUGGGAAGGCUGAAGUGAUUCUGGGAAGCAUCAUCAAGAAGAAAGGCUGGAGGAGGUCCAGUCUGGUCAUAACAACCAAACUCUACUGGGGUGGAAAAGCUGAAACGGAAAGAGGGUUGUCAAGAAAACAUAUUAUUGAAGGACUGAAAGGCUCCCUCCAGAGGCUGCAGCUGGAGUAUGUGGAUGUGGUGUUUGCAAACCGACCAGACAGCAACACUCCCAUGGAAGAAAUUGUUCGUGCCAUGACGCAUGUGAUCAACCAGGGCAUGGCCAUGUACUGGGGAACCUCUCGGUGGAGCGCCAUGGAGAUCAUGGAAGCCUAUUCUGUGGCAAGACAGUUCAACAUGAUCCCCCCAGUGUGUGAGCAAGCUGAGUACCAUCUUUUUCAGAGAGAGAAAGUGGAGGUUCAGCUACCAGAGCUCUACCAUAAAAUAGGAGUUGGAGCGAUGACAUGGUCUCCACUUGCUUGUGGAAUCAUCUCAGGAAAAUAUGGAAGCGGGGUGCCUGAGAGUUCCAGAGCUUCACUGAAGUGUUACCAGUGGUUGAAGGAGCGAAUUGUAAGUGAAGAAGGAAGAAAACAGCAAAACAAGCUCAAAGACCUUUCCCCCAUUGCAGAGCGGCUGGGAUGCACCCUGCCUCAGCUGGCCGUGGCCUGGUGCCUGAGGAAUGAAGGGGUGAGCUCCGUGCUCCUGGGAUCCUCUACUCCUGAACAGCUCAUUGAAAACCUCGGUGCCAUCCAGGUUCUCCCCAAGAUGACGGCCCACGUGGUGAGCGAGAUUGAUAAUAUCCUGCGCAACAAGCCCUACAGCAAAAAGGACUACAGAUCCUAAGGCGGUGCAUGAAUCCUGCUGGAGCUGCAUGGUUAACACAGCGGUCUGUACCGGCACAGAACGGUGUCGCUAGCCAGCCAGUCCUUUUGAGUCACUUAGCAGCCAACUGCUCAAGCUCUAGCAUCCCCGGAUUCUGAGGCGUCUGCUGUUGCUACCACUGUGCACCUGACGGACAAGCACAUCUGGAAACUCACAGCCAGGACAAUCCAUUCUAUCUCCUUACCUUGGACAGGAGCCGGCUGUUCUUGCAUCACUGUACACCUCAUGCUUGCACGACGAAGGGUACGUGGGGGUGAAGAUGCAGUACCGUCAGGCAUUUUAAAACUUAAAAGAGGGCUGUAUAGAUCUAUUUUUUUUUCCAAAUGAAUAAAUUCCACAGGUGACACUGUAGGUCAUACCAGAGAGCACGGUAUCUUCACUGAGAAGUCUUUGCUUAGAGAACAAGUGCAAACACAUUUUUUUUCUACUUUCUCAUUCAUGUUAGCAAGAGUUGUCCCACUUGUUAUUUAACAAAACUGUAGUUCCUAGAUGUUUGCUUUCAUUGCCUUUUGAAUAGUCACUGUAGCUUAUCGCAGGCCCUGUAGAACUUACCCAGGCUAUCUGUUAGGAUUCUAGCACUGCUGCGUCGGCUCACAUGAAGAGGGCACGUGAGGAUGAGCGCCCCAGUCUGAACUGGAGAGACUGGCUAAAUGAUGAGCGGGAGGGUCACACUGCUGUGGAAAUGUGCUCUAUCUUCGAGAAAAGGUUCUUUUUUUUUUUUUUUUUUUUUUUACUACAUUCAAACCUGCUCUGUACUUUCAACUGCUUGUAGGCACAACUUCUUAAGUUUAAAUAUUUGAGCUUUAAAACUAAAUAUACAUGCACUCAGUUUUGUAAGUAAGGCCUGUACCACACCCAGAAAGGCAAAUGUCUGUUGUUUAAUUAGCUCUAGGGUUUUCCAGUACCGCGCCUGAUAUUUCUGAGGAAUCAUCAACAUGAAAGGGAAGGAAUCAUAAGCUUGGUGAAAACUGCUGUAACUAUUCAGCAUAGGCUGGGUGAAUUAACUUGCCCGAGGAAAAACAAAUGCUACAGAAUCACCAGACUCUAUAACCCUAUUCUGUGCACUAAACUGUAUGCAUGAGAGCUCACUGCAUGGAUACCCUGGGCCUGUCCUUUACACACUCAGAAGCGAAGGUCUAGCUAGCCCUGCCACAGCCGGGUAUCAAGCCCACAAAUCUACCACUAACUCCACUUGAAAAAACUGUGACGCUAUUCUUCCUGUAAGAAGGCACACACAUUUUUUUUCCCCCUUUUUGGUAGGGUGGAGAUAAUAUGUAGGAGGAAGGAGACAGGUGGCCCUCCAUCUCUGCUCUAACAAGAUUCUAAUUUACAGAAUUCUUAUUUUCUGGUCAGUAGGUCCACAUUCAGAAAUCACUUUGUGACUUACAAGAAAUACACUACCCGCUUAAAAUUUUCAGACAUUACUUCUAGAUGUGUUAUUUCAUGGUUACUUACAUUCUUACAAAGUCUUCAAGUGUUAGUGUGAAAUAUCAGUUUUCUUUUCGAUUACUAUUACCUGUAUCCUAAUAGUGAAGUUUGGGCUUUUGCCCAAGAGUAUUACUAGUAAUGGAAAUGGAACAUUUUUGGGUUUGUUCAUUAUGUACUCAAUCAAUCCAGUGAACUAUGUGUGUAUAAAUGAGCUGAGGUUGUGUAAAUGGAACUCUCAUGUAAGUUCUUUGCUUAGUGUAAUAAAAGCUUUCGGUGCAUUUAACCUGA